Molecule: messenger RNA, 981 nt
Organism: Cornus florida
Lineage: Eukaryota; Viridiplantae; Streptophyta; Magnoliopsida; Cornales; Cornaceae
Exons: 8
Coding region: 185-730 (181 amino acids)
Cellular component (GO): cytosol; mitochondrion
Molecular function (GO): peptidyl-tRNA hydrolase activity
Source: RefSeq, a predicted model, not a curated record
CACAGUCCUACGCCUUCUUCUUCUUCUCCCAGGAAUUCUUUUCUGGAUGUAUACAUCGAAUAAAAAAAGCUCUACGCUGUUAUGCAUAGCUGAGCUCAGAACCGUCCGAUCUAGGGCUGACCAGUCUUCAAAUGCUUUAAUUGUAGCGUCAGAUUGCAGUGCAGGGUGUUGAUUUGGGUUAGAUAUGAUGGAUAUGUCAUGGCUCAGUUCCAUUAUAGUUGGGGCUGGCUGUCUCGCUUUGGGAUACAUCAUCGGUGCACGGCAUCCUGCUAGGAUAUUUUUUUUAGGCAGAUUAGCUAAAGACACUACCAUUGUUGAUGCAAACAAGAAGAAUCAGAUCAAACAACCUCUCGAGAUUGAAAAGCUGGCCGAAAUUAUUGAAGAUUUCAAAAUGGUUUUGGUUGUGAGGAAUGACUUAAAGAUGGGGAAAGGAAAGAUUGCUGCCCAGUGCAGUCAUGCGACUUUGGGUCUUUAUAAGAAACUCCUUCAUCGGGCACCAAAAUCUCUGAACAGAUGGGAAAUGUGUGGGCAGGUUAAAGUGGUUGUGAAAAUUGAAAGCGAGGAUGAUAUGCUAGUUUUACAGGAAAGGGCAAAAUCACUCAACAUACCAACCCAUAUCACAAUUGAUGCAGGAAGAACACAAAUUGCACCAAAUUCAAGGACAGUAAUGGCUGUUAUUGGUCCUGCAGACAUGGUUGACGAUGUAACAGGUGGAUUGAAGCUUUUGUAGUGUGGUUGCUUCAUUCAUGCUGGCGUUUUACCUUGCCCAUCUGGCCUUAAAUGGUAGAGAUUCUUUGGUGUCUCAGUUUUGCCUUGAGCAUUACAAAAUCCACUCUCGUGAAAGGAGAAGAGCCGUUAAAUCACUUUUACUAUGUUUGUGACGAUGAUGAUGAUGAAAAAUUUCUGUAUGGACUCAUUAUUGAUGAUGGAAUUGUACUUCCAAAUGCAUAAAUGAAUCAAAAGGGGGCAAUUUAUUUUCAA